UCUCCAUAAGUGUCAGAACUGUCAGUCAAAUUUGUUAUUUUUUUAUUUUGAGCAAAAUUUCCAACUUAUUUUCCUAGUUUUCAGUAUUCACUAGUAGAAAAAAAAAACACACAACAUUGAAUUUAUUCUGCCCCAAAAACAAGGGUUAAUUAACUAACUCAAUUCAAAAUGGCACUUAAUCGAAUGGGUCAGUUUUGGUUAUGCUCAACAAGAAAAAGUCUGUUUCAAAAGAAUGCUACAAACAAGUAUACUAAAUCAACUAGGAGCUUCAGAAAAGGCCGGAACGACGUCCAGGGUCAGGAAGAGGUGAAAAUCGAAACUGGAAGUCUAGCAACACCAUUUACUAAUGUUCAUGUAGCAUCUGGUGAUUUGAGAAUAGCAAAACUAUGGAAGCCGUUUCUGUUUACAGUUGGGUUUUCAGGUGCCACAUUCGUUGGUUGCGCUAUAUGGGAGUACGAAAGUAUGAGGUCCCACGCACUCAAUAUGCUCAAGAAGCCGAUAAAGUUUUUUAGAAGGCAAGCUGAAUAUGGCUUAGAUAAAUCGAAUAAAUUGUCAAAAGAAGUUACCAAAUGGUGGAAUUCCCUAACUACAGGCCAAAAAGUAUUCGGGCCAAUAUGCGCUCUAAAUAUCUUGGUGUUUGCCGCUUGGAGAAUACCCAGAUUGCACCCGUUUAUGCUUAAUUAUUUUGCAUCGAACCCUGCUAGUCCACAUCAAUGUCUGCCAAUGCUCUUGUCCUCAUUUAGUCAUUACUCAGGGUUCCAUUUGCUAGCCAAUAUGUAUGUUCUACAUAGCUUUAGCACAGGCGCUGUUUACAGUUUAGGAAAGGAACAAUUCACUGCUUUAUACCUUAGUGCAGGGGUGAUUUCUAGCUUUACCAGUUAUUUCUAUAAAAUUUUAAGAAAACAGCCUGGAUUGUCUUUAGGAGCAUCUGGUUCCAUAAUGGCAAUUCUGGCAUAUGUCUGCAUGCAAUAUCCAGAAACUCAACUAGGAAUCAUUCUUUUACCAUUUAUCACUUUUUCGGCUGGCACAGCAAUAAAAUUCAUUGUGGGCCUAGACGCUGCGGGUGUACUUAUGGGUUGGAAAUUUUUUGAUCACGCUGCGCAUUUAGGCGGUGCAGCUACAGGAAUUUGCUGGGCCUUAUAUGGAAAUAAAUACGUUUGGCCGCAAAGAGAGCCCAUUGUAAGCUACUGGCAUCAGGUACGAGGGUCAAUUAAAUGAAAUUUUUUAUUGAAUAUUUUACAGACAAUAUUUAAUUUAUACACAGCAAAGAUUGUUUUUUAUUAGUUUUAACAAAGGAUUAAUAAUAAAUUAUUUUCCAAGAAAAUAUGAA
Molecule: messenger RNA, 1330 nt
Organism: Ceutorhynchus assimilis (cabbage seed weevil)
Lineage: Eukaryota; Metazoa; Arthropoda; Insecta; Coleoptera; Curculionidae
Source: the annotation of a GenBank genome assembly